Molecule: messenger RNA, 2584 nt
Organism: Closterium sp. NIES-67
Lineage: Eukaryota; Viridiplantae; Streptophyta; Zygnematophyceae; Desmidiales; Closteriaceae
Source: the annotation of a GenBank genome assembly
ACAUUCCUCCUUUCCUCACUCCCUCUCGCUACUAUGAGGGCGCGAGUCGCGACUUGAUCAUCCUGUAUUCCCGCGGCUGCUCGCUAUUCUGUUCUCUCGCCGAAGCUCGAACAAUUGCUAUCAGCCAGACUCGUAGCAAUCUCUAGUCGAGGGGAACUUGAGCAUCAUAAAUUCGUGUCUCGUUUCUAACCUAGUCUGUAGUACUCGGUAUCUUCGCGAAUCGCGAUCGCGCGCUUGGGUCAAUCGCUAUGUCUACAUCCAUUGCACCGGUCUUUCGCCUCCCACCACUCGCCACCUGUCGGAAUGAUGCCUGCUCACGGCAGGCGUGCGCGCCGCAUACCUGUGCUCAGCAUGCCUGCACACAGCACAGACGGCGCUUGCACACCGCGCGUGCCGUAAUGUCUCGGCACGUCGCCUGCUCGGCGUCUUUCUUCCGUUCCGGAAAUUCCGCCGGCGGAGCUGCGUCUUUGAACGGAAUCCGUCACGGGGACGGCCAUCCAGCCGUCCAACGCGACGGUCAACGGGAUGACGUUAUCGGCCAGGCAGCGACUGGAGCAAACGUUCUUAUACUAGAAGAGACUCAACCGAGCGACGCUAAAACGAGCGGCAGCGAUUUUAGGCAGUCUGGAAAACCCACGGCAGGUGUGGCGACAGUGCGAGAGGCUGCAGCAUCAGCACGGGAGCUGCAUGGGAAAGGGGAGGGCGGAGCAGGCGACGGCGGAAAAGGCGUUCUAUUUCCCGCGCGGAACGGCGAGGGCGAGGACGAAACGGUCAGGGAGGCGGGAGGCGCGAGGGUGCGCGAAGGGGAGACGAAGGUGGUGGAUGUGGUAACCCUAGGUAACCUGUGCGUGGAUGUGCUGGUGACUGUGGACCAACUGCCGCCCGUCGACAGGCGCGGGAAGUGGGAGUUCCUGCAACGAGUUAAAGCCAACCCGCCGGAUGAGUCCUGCUGGGAGGCGGGCGGCAAUCUCAACUUCGGCAUAGCAGCGGCGCGGCUGGGGCUGCGGUGCACGGCGUUUGGCCACGUGGCGAGCGACCCCUUUGGAUCGUUCCUCGCCCGCGUGAUGGCGGAUGAAGGGGUGGCGCUGCUGCCGCUGGCUGACCAUGUGGAUGGGCCGCUGGGGGACGGGGGAUGGGAGGGGGCGGAGGGGGAGAGGGAGGGGGAAGGGGAAGUUGAUGUGGUGCAGAGGAGUGAGGGGCGGUAUGACGGAGAGACGCUGGCGUGCUGGGUGUUUCUGGAUAAGAAUGGGCGCCAUUCCUUUGCCAGCCGCUUUGACUUCAACAAGAACCCGGCCUUCAGCCGCGUGCAGGCCAUCCCGCCUGCCCUCGCCCACCUCAUCUCCCGCUCCCGCGCGCUCUUCAUCAACGGCUUCGCCUUUGACGAGUUCCCGCCCGUCGCCAUCCAGUCCGCCGCCCAGCACGCCCAAAGGGCGGGCGUGCUUGUUUUCUUUGACCCGGGGCCCCGCACCGGCUCGCUGUUCCGGUCAGCCGGGCAGCCAAAGGAGGUUUUUGAUUGGCUGCUGAUGAACUGCGAUGUCCUUUUGCUGACAUCUGAAGAGGCGGAGGUGUUGACCCAGCAGCAGGACCCCGACACAUCAGCCCUGCACCUGCUGCAGCUGAAGGCCCGCGCCAGGGCUGGGGCGAGCAGCAGCAGCAGGAGCAGCAGUACUGCGAGAUCUGUGUUGAGCACAGAGGACCAAGAGGAGGGAAGCAGAGAGGACGCUCCGGCACAGGGGCACCAACAGCAGCAGCAGCAGCAGCAGCAGCAGCAGCAGCAGGGGGAGGGGGGAGAGGAGGUGGAGCGGCCGCAGUGGGUGGCAGUGAAGAAGGGGCCGAAGGGGUGCGUGCUGGCCACGGCAGCUCAAGGCGUGUUCAGCCUACCCGGAUUCAAGGUGGAUGUGGCGGACACAGUGGGGUGUGGAGACAGCUUUGCAGCAGCGGUGGCCAUGGGUCUGCUCAGAGAGGAGGGCCCAUCCACCACGCUUGCGCUCGCCAAUGCUGUCGGCGCUGCCACCGCCAUGGGCAGCGGGGCAGGCCGAAAUGUUGCGCGGGCUGCCCGAGUGGCGGAGAUUCUUCUAGGGCUGCAGGCCAAGGAGGAGGGCUGGCGCGGGGCGGAGGAGGACUGGGAUGCGGACGUGUGGCUGGAGGACAAGGGCAGGCGGUUCCGAGUGGGACACGUGGCGGUUCACGGUGCGUCCACAUGUCCGUCUGGCACUCCCCUGCUGCAAGCAGUGCGCGAUGCUGAGAGCCUGCUGCACCGCUCACUGCUACAGGCACAGAUGGAUGGCAGAAGCAGGGGCGGUGGGCCAGCGGAGAUAGGGGAGGGCGAGGACUGAUGGCUGUCGGGAAAGUAAAUAAUUUGGCGUUUUGAUUGUGUCGGGCUACGCAUGGCCUGAAGUUUUCAUUUGCGUGACUAGACUAGUGGUUUGCGGUUGGCCUGAGAAUAGAAAGAAAUGGUAAUUCACCAUGUGGGGGCCACUUGAGAUGGGGCCUGUCAUGGGCACGACCUUGGAUCUAGCAUGACCAGCGAAGGCAAGGAAAGCGGAUCUUGUUUUAUGCAUUUUAAUUAAAUAAACGGCCGUUG